Molecule: messenger RNA, 2037 nt
Organism: Echinostoma caproni
Lineage: Eukaryota; Metazoa; Platyhelminthes; Trematoda; Plagiorchiida; Echinostomatidae
Source: the annotation of a GenBank genome assembly
AUGAGUUUGAUCUUACUAAGAAAGCGGGAUGAGGUUGCGAAAGGAAAAUACCUUUUGAACAAAUACAGCGAGCUCGAGGGUGAAAUUCUCACCGUGGAAAUCCCUCUGUCCCAAUUGAUUGUGGAAGUGGGAAAUGCCAAAGUCCCGCACCUCGGUCUUUGUUUGGCCGGAAAUCGUGAUUUGAAUCAGAUGAGCGUGUUUGUUUGUGGUAUUCGACCUGGCAGUCUGGUUGAACGUGAUGGACGAAUAGAACUCGGUGAUCAGUUGCUUGAGGUCAAUGAUCAUACCCUGUAUGGAUUGAGUCAUUUGAAUGCUGCCCCAAUCAUUCGAUCCGUCUAUUUGGAAGCGGUGCAAGGGAGUAAUCGAAUAUUCAGACGGACCAAACUUGGAUCGAUACGUUUCGUCAUCCAACGAUGCUCGGGAAAUCUUUUGGCCAUGGCAGCCACCGCAGGUCAUCUGGGUGAAGUAACCCACUCAGCCAAAUCCAGUCGGAGAAGUAGUACAGAAACGGUACUGAGUAUUUUGUCUACACCACAGAAAUCGGGCUAUGACAAUUCAAAAGCCAAAAGGUCCUUGGAAUUUAUGGAACUGGCGUUUGGUGAGAAACGAGGUCCAUUAUUGGAACAUACUGUUUUCAUAACGCUGACGAGAGGUUCCUCUGGUUUCGGUUUUGCCAUUAUGGAGGGCAGUCCGACAAACGAGGAAGGUAUUUUCGUCAAACAGGUUAUUCCAAACGGACCGGCAGCCUUGGAUGGUCAAUUAUGCCCUGGGGACCGGUUAAUCCGAGUCAACAAGCGUGAUGCUACACACGCGUCCUACGAGUCUGUUCUCGAGUGGAUACGUUCGGCGAAGCAUGAGCUUCGGCUACAAGUUCAACGCUGGUGUUUUCGACCUCAGCUAGAGAAGCACGACUUGAAUUCUUUGAGGAACAAGAAUCAGAAACGUUUCUCCGCGCCCCAACUGCUUGGGUCAUUGGCCGCGGCAAUUCGUGGUUCCGGGGAUGCACCGACCCGACGACCGCGUUCCUCACACGAUCAACGUGAUUCCCUUGGUUCAGGAAGGAUGGCUCUUGAACCAGUUCUGGAAAAUGAUGGCCCCAGGAUAACACGCCUAAAUCCGAACAACCUAUCCUCGCAAAUAAGACGCGCCAGCUCACCAAAUCUCCAAUCUUGGCAUACUAACUCCAACGAACCUCCUUCCCUUGCACACCUCUCGGUGGAUAUCGGCGGAGCACUUGCUGCCGCGUCCAAGAGAAGCAGUGUUACAACCGUGAAAAGCCUCACGAUUGCAGUGCAAGAACCGCGUCCUCCGCCACAGCCGGCGGAACCGGCCGCAACCAGACCAAUCCUACCCGGUGCAGACACAGUGAUUGAACUCGAGGUAGAACCGGGUCACGCCUUGGGAAUCGGAUUUAUCGGUGGCGCUGAGACAGCCCUGCCCUACGAUGAAAUAGUCACUCGCCCAUUCCGAAAACAUUCCCACUAUUGUCUAUUCAACAAAGAGGAAGUCGGAAAUGUUCUGGUUGUGCACGAACUGUAUGCCAAAGGUUUGGCAGUCAAAGACGCUCGUCUACGUCCCGGAGAUCAAAUUCUUCGCGUAAACGGUACACCACUGGUUGGUCUUCCGUUUAUCGAGGCAGUCAAUCGAAUCUAUUCCGCUCACAACGAGGUACUCUUGAAACCCAUAUCAAGUCCGGACGAGGGCAAUACUUCAGACGGCACGGAGAAUAUGGAAAUAGCCAACGGACUGAAGCACGUUCUCACGCUGGAAGUGAGACGACCACAAAUAGAUCAGUCCAAAUGGUACGACCAAGAGAUUACAGUGGAAUUGGCGAAAAAGUCUGGAAAAGGAUUGGGAAUUGGUAUUGCCGAUCGGUGCGUGUAUUCGCAUCAUACAAGCGUGCCCCAGAAGGAGAAUGGUCAGAUGAUUUCGGAUCACGGCCCAAACAGCCACCCAGAUGGUGCUAAUAAUCCAUCCUAUGGGGUUAUAAUUACGGAUAUCGUGAGUUCCAGUGUUAUCUUCAAUUUCAUAUUUUAA